Molecule: messenger RNA, 1125 nt
Organism: Anthostomella pinea
Lineage: Eukaryota; Fungi; Ascomycota; Sordariomycetes; Xylariales; Xylariaceae
Source: the annotation of a GenBank genome assembly
AUGCUACCUCCGCGGUCCCCGAUAACAGCACAACAUUCGACCCGGACAAACUCGGGCGGCUCGGGUACGGUGUACGACGCGGUGAGAGACACGGUAACUGCACGUGGCUCUGGACCAUCUCAGUCGGCACCUGGCUCUGGCUCUGGUCCUUCACAGUCUGCACCCGGCUUUGGACCCCUUCAGUCCGCAUCUGCAGGUGGGACACCAAGUCAGCCGAGUCGUCUACCAACAGCAACUCAGGCAUCAGGUGGCAAUGACCCAUAUAGUCAUCUUACUCCUUUGCAGAGGGCGGAACUAAAUGAGGCUCUACACGAAGUCGUAGUCAAGUAUGCUCCACGAUUCAGGGAAGCGGAACAAAUAAAAGAUCCCAAUGAGCGGAAGGUAAGACUUACCGGCACUCAGAACAUCUUAUACGCGAAGCAAAGCACCAUCCGUAAACGGUUUGGAGUGCGUCUUCGGCACAAGCGGACCAAAGAAGAGAUCGAGCAAGAGCGCGUACGUAUGUGGACCCUGGAGCACGGUGCCCCGACCCCGAGCUACGGCUCUGGCUCUGGUCCUUCACGGUCUGCACCCGGCUCUGAACCCUCUCAGUCCGAACCUGCAGGUGGCUCUGGCUCUGGCCCUUCACAAUCUGCACCUGGUUCUGGACCGUCUCAGUCGGCACGGCACAUCCUGGAGAGAGACACGGGAUAUCGGGAACUAGAUCCUCACGCUCGACAACGGGUGCAAAGUCGCCCUCGACAAUAUGUGGAUCUCGACUCCUCCGACUCCUACGGCGAAGAGGAACAUUCUCGGGAGCACGGCGGGCGCCGCCACAAGAUACCAGCGUCAGGUGCCGCUGCCUCGGGCAGCACCCAAUACCGGAAGAUCGCGCCUCUCGCUUCGCUAAAGGUAAAUCCAGAAGGACUUGCUUAUGUGUCCACCGCGCUCGACUUCGAUUGCUUUUGCGGAAAUAGGCUUUCCAGGGUUGACCUCAAGACUUACGCACCCAUGUAUGCACACAUCUACGGGUCGUACGGCAAAGGACUCAUAUGCUGCAGGGAUUGUCGCGAGGUUUAUCAACGGCGCUUAAGAGAGGCUAGAAUAUCCAAUACUCGCGGCGCGGAUGGCAAAAGGGGGCCCUGA